Durio zibethinus is the source of this 2070-nucleotide messenger RNA. RefSeq names its product laccase-22-like. Gene Ontology annotation, cellular component: apoplast. The record is from RefSeq and is a predicted model, not a curated record. Gene Ontology annotation, biological process: lignin catabolic process. Lineage: Eukaryota; Viridiplantae; Streptophyta; Magnoliopsida; Malvales; Malvaceae. Gene Ontology annotation, molecular function: hydroquinone:oxygen oxidoreductase activity; copper ion binding.
UAUAGCUGGAAACAAAUCAAUCAUGGAGGAGACAAACAGAGUUUAGAGACAAAGAGAUUGAGGGAGAGCAAAGGAUGGUGUCUUGGGUUCAGACAGUGCUGUUUCUGUCUGUUCUAUUUCCGGUAGUGGUAGAGUGUAAGAUUCGGCAUUAUAAUUUCACUGUGAUCUUAAAAAACAUAACAAGGCUUUGUGCCACCAAGCCUAUUGUGACUGUCAAUGGGCAGCUUCCAGGGCCAACUCUUUACGCAAGAGAGGACGAUAACAUACUCGUAAGGGUCACCAAUCAUGUUCAAUACAAUGUUACAAUCCACUGGCAUGGUGUCAGGCAACUUCGAACUGGUUGGUCUGAUGGACCAGCAUAUAUCACACAGUGCCCAAUUCAGCCUGGUCAGAACUUCCUUUACAACUUCACCCUUACAGGCCAAAGAGGGACACUCCUUUGGCAUGCACAUAUUUCCUGGCUGAGGACAACCAUGUAUGGUGCCAUUGUUAUCUUGCCUAGGAAAGGUGUCCCUUAUCCAUUUCCCAAGCCUGAUAAGGAAAAAAUAAUCAUAUUAGGGGAAUGGUGGAAAGCAGAUACUGAAGCUGUGGUCAACCAGGCAAUGCAAACUGGUUUGCCGCCAAAUAUAUCAGAUGCACACACAAUUAAUGGCCACUCAGGGCCAGUUCCUAACUGUUCUUCUGAAGGCGCUUAUACUUUACAUGUCGAAAAUGGCAAGACCUAUUUGCUACGGGUUAUCAAUGCAGCUGUGAAUGAUGAGCUCUUCUUCAAAAUUGCUGGCCAUAAUCUGACUGUCGUCGAAGUUGAUGCAGCUUACACUAAACCCUUUAAAACUAACGCAUUAUUUCUUGGUCCAGGACAAACCACAACUGCCCUUCUUACAGCAGAUCAGGGCAUUGGCAAGUAUUUAAUAGCCGUAUCUCCAUUCAUGGACACCAUUGUUGCAGUUGACAAGUUGACUGGAAUCGGAUUCUUACGCUACAACCACACCCUUGCGUUUGCUCCAACCACCUUGACGAUCAUUCCUCCUUUAAAUGCGACAUCAGUGACAUCAGUUUUUUCUGAAUCUCUUCGAAGCCUUAAUUCGAAAGAAUAUCCAGCCAAUGUCCCAUUAACCGUUGAUCAUUCACUAGUUUUCACCAUUGGAGUCGGGAUUAACCCUUGUGCUACAUGCUUUAAUGGUUCCCGGGCUGUAGCAGCUAUUAACAAUGUCUCUUUUGACAUGCCAACCACAGCUCUCCUUCAAGCACAUUACUAUGGCAUUAGUGGGAUUUUCACAGAUGAUUUUCCAGCAAAGCCACUAAUACCUUUCAAUUAUACAGGUACUCCACCAUCCAACCUACAAACAAUGAAUGGCACCAGGGUAUACAGACUGGCCUACAAUUCAACAGUUCAACUAGUAAUUCAAGGGAACUCUAUAUUAGCACCAGAGAGCCAUCCAACCCAUCAGCAUGGAUUCAACUUCUUUGCUGUUGGAAGAGGGUUAGGAAAUUUUGAUCCAGGGAAGGACCCACAGAAAUUCAAUCUAGUUGAUCCUGUCGAAAGGAACACAGUAAGUGUACCAACUGCGGGAUGGACUGCAAUCAGAUUCAGAGCAGAUAACCCAGGGGUCUGGUUUUUCCAUUGCCAUUUAGAAGUUCAUACAACAUGGGGACUUAAGAUGGCAUUCCUGGUGGACAAUGGCAAAGACCCGAAUGAGUCAAUUCUACCGCCUCCGAGUGACCUUCCACAAUGCUAGGCAAACUUUCCCGAUAGCUUUGAGAAUCAAAGUUUGAGGGUAGACAGGAGAAUGAGAUCAGAACAAGAGAAAUGUGAAAAAAAUUUGUAAUUGAAAAACAAUGAAAAAAAGAGAUUUGACAAAAUUAAUAAACGGCAAAUGAAAGGGUUGUUGUUUUUCUCCUUUUAAACAUUAAUUUAAGUUGCAGAAUAUAAAUCCAUGUAAUAAUCUCUUUUAUUUUUGGUGGGGUGGAGGGAUCAUAUAUACUUUGAGUGGAUGUAACUGCAAGUACGGAAAGUAUGUAGCUAUCAGAGUUCCGAUCAAAAUUUAUAGUGAAAUUCUAGCUAGGAAA